This is a messenger RNA of Perognathus longimembris pacificus (Pacific pocket mouse), 2377 nucleotides long. It is a transcript of the gene Ino80e, whose product is annotated as INO80 complex subunit E. Gene Ontology annotation, cellular component: nucleus; Ino80 complex. The record is from RefSeq and is a predicted model, not a curated record. The transcript is spliced from 7 exons. Gene Ontology annotation, biological process: chromatin remodeling. The coding region runs from base 196 to 930 and encodes 244 amino acids. NCBI's taxonomy places the organism in Eukaryota, Metazoa, Chordata, Mammalia, Rodentia, Heteromyidae.
GUUCUUUGCCCUGUCUUUCCGGGGGAGAGGAGGUCCGUGCGUCUACGCUCCUUGCGCGCGGGGUAUGCUGGGAGUUGUAGUCCGAUGGGUGGGCCCAGCCUUGCAGAGUCCCCGGAAGUGGCCGCGUGAGAGGCCGAGCUGAGCCAGUUCGGGGUAGCGGGACUCCGAAUACUGGGCGCUGCUCCUGGGCAGGUCAUGAACGGACCGGCGGACGGCGAAGUGGACUACAAGAAGAAAUACCGGAAUCUGAAGCGGAAGCUCAAGUUCCUCAUCUACGAACACGAGUGCUUCCAGGAGGAGCUCAGGAAGGCUCAGAGGAAAUUACUAAAGGUGUCCCGGGACAAGAGUUUCCUUCUAGACCGACUUCUGCAGUAUGAGAACGUGGAUGAGGAUUCUUCUGACUCAGAUGCCACUGCAUCUUCAGAUAACAGCGAGACAGAAGGGACACCCAAAUUGGAAACACCAGCUCCCAAGAGGAAGAGAAGCCCUCCGCUAGGGGGAGCCCCCUCCCCCUCCAGCCUCUCCCUGCCUUCUUCAACAGGGUUUCCUCUUCAGGCUUCUGGGGCUCCCUCUCCAUAUCUGAGCUCGCAGCUGGCUUCCCCUCCUUACCCCCCAUUCCCUUCUGACUACCUGGCCCUGCAGCUGCCCGAGCCCAGCCCCCUGAGGCCCAAGCGGGAGAAACGGCCCCGCCUGCCCCGGAAACUCAAGAUGGCGGUGGGACCUCCUGACUGUCCUGUGGGCGGGCCGCUGACCUUCCCUUCCCGGGGUCCUGGGACUGGGGUCGGGGCGGCCCUCACCCCCUUGCCCCCUCCUAAGAUGCCCCCCCAUACCAUCCUGAGCACCGUCCCUCGGCAGAUGUUCAGCGAUGCUGGCAGCGGGGAUGACGCCUUGGAUGGGGACGAUGACCUGGUGAUUGACAUCCCGGAGUGACCAGCCAGUGCCAUGUGCCAGGCCCUGCUCAGCACCCCUCCCUGUGCCAGCACAAGAGCCCAGCUUCCUCAGAGGUGUUUAUUGAUGCCCAGUUGCCAUGCUUCGGCCACUGACACAAUCAGAAAAGGCGUAAACAUGCACAGUUGUCCCCCGGGAAGCGGGCAGGGGCCCUGCCCUCACAUUCUGGCCCCUGCCAGGGGACAGUUAUUUGAACGAGUGGUCAGGAGCAUCAGCCACCUCUUAGGGAGGCAGAGACCCUGUGGUGGCCACCCCCUUAGAAGGGCAGCUGUACAGGGCUAGGACCUUUUUUUUUUUUUUUCUUUUAAAUGAAGAUUCUGUGUUAAAGGAUUGGCUCUUCUUUUUCCACCCCUCCCCCUUGAACUUUUUCUUUUGGAAAUCUCCUCCAUACCUCCCCUAAUCCGACCUCCUCCCUGUGGGAUGGGGAUCGGGGCAGCCUGGAGAGGCAGGAGAGAGGCAGCAGGAUGGGUAGGCAGGGGGUGGUGGUCAACAGGACUCCCUCCCCUGUGCAUGGGGGUGGUUUGCAUAUUUGCAGGCAGGAAGUUUGCAUAUGUGAAUAUAGAUCUCCCCAGUCCCUCACAAGAAGACAGACCCACGGUCACAGAGACUCUCACAAAAAUAAGACAGGUAGUGCAGGGCAGAGGCAUAUGCCUCAUGUAAACGUGCAACACACUCGUGCGAAGGUUGGGUACUGGACCCUGCCCAGGGGGCUUGUGCGGGGCAGCUGCCAUCCGCUCAGGCUGAGGGGAGAGCGCUAGCCGCUGGGGGCAGCUCGCUGGUCAGGGUGUGCCAGCGCUCCAGGACUGCAUCCGGCUGCUGUAGACAGUCGCUCCAGUGCUUCCGGGCCUCUCCUCGGGAGCCCGGCCCCAGGGACACGCCACCUGGAGUGCAGGCCGAGUCAGGGCCAGUCAGGGCCCCGCGUCCACCAGUCAGCCCUCCCUCUGCACCAGCGUGCUGCAGCAAAGCUCCUCCCCUCACCUAUGAAGUCGUUGGAUUUGCCAAUGUCGUAGUCCCAGACUGUGACUUCCAGAGUCUUGGUAGCCAGAAUGGAGAGCUCCAUCUCAUAGAAAAACUCCUAAGGACGAGAUGAGCCACAUCGCUCCCUGAGGCCCUCGCCAGCCCUGCCUCAGACCACCGCCACUUCCAGGCCCUGCCUGGGUUACCUCAUUAAAUUCUGGGUUUAGAGUUUUCUUCUUCACACACGUCUUAUGCUUGGAUUUCUUAUCCACAUCUGGUCUCAAGUACCUGGGGGAGGGGCAGGAGCCAUGAGCUUAGGGACAGGAGGGGACACUGAGGAGGUGCUCUGGGGUCUGGCUCCCUGGGGAGGACAGUGAGGACUCACGUCUUCACAUAAGGAUCAGAGUAGCCAUUGACGUCCAUGGCAGCUAGGUGGGCACAGCGGAUGACGCCCACCAGCAGGCCCCUGCGC